This is a messenger RNA of Wasmannia auropunctata (little fire ant), 773 nucleotides long. It is a transcript of the gene Brf, whose product is annotated as transcription factor IIIB 90 kDa subunit-like. Gene Ontology annotation, molecular function: RNA polymerase III general transcription initiation factor activity; RNA polymerase III type 3 promoter sequence-specific DNA binding; TBP-class protein binding. Gene Ontology annotation, biological process: transcription preinitiation complex assembly; transcription by RNA polymerase III; DNA-templated transcription initiation. The transcript is spliced from 5 exons. Gene Ontology annotation, cellular component: transcription factor TFIIIB complex; transcription preinitiation complex; nucleus. The coding region runs from base 207 to 758 and encodes 183 amino acids. The record is from RefSeq and is a predicted model, not a curated record. Lineage: Eukaryota; Metazoa; Arthropoda; Insecta; Hymenoptera; Formicidae.
GAUGCACUUGGGCAAAGUUUCUGAACGCAGCCCAGUAUAAAAGUGAUGGAUACUAGAGUCUGGACUCUGGAGUACGGUCAUGGUGGAAGGGAUGUUAUACUUGCACCAUGAGUACGGUGCAUACACAGAAAAAAAAACAAAAGCAUUCGGUCCAUGGUGAAAGGAAUAUGCAUUAACGUGGUGUGCUUGUUAAACGCAAUUUAAAGAUGUCUGGAAAUAAGUGUCGCAAUUGUGGAUCUACCAACAUCGAGACUGAUCCAGGACGUGGAGAUGCAAUCUGUAUAGAAUGUGGUUUUGUACUAGAGGAUUCAGUUAUUAUUAGUCAAACAACUUUUGAGGAAUCAUCCUCUGGUAAAGUAAGGAACUCUGGAUUCUUUGUUGGUAAUGACAGCACAGGUGGUGCUACAAAUUUUGGGGCACCAUAUUAUGCUAAUGGAAAAGAAUCUAGAGGAAUUACUAUACAAAAUGCACGGAAAGGUAUAACACAUCUUUGCCUACAAUUGGGCAUAACAAAUCAAAGUCUCAUUGACAUAUCUGUGAACUUCUAUAAAAUGGCUUUGAAUCAUCAUUUGACACGUGGAAGGAAACAAGUUCAUAAUCAAGCUGCUUGUGUAUAUAUUACUUGUCGUAUUGAAAAAACACAACAUAUGCUCAUUGACAUUAGCGAUGUCCUUCACAUUUGUGUCCACGAACUUGGGCGAACAUAUCUGCGAUUUACUCAAGCUCUAUGUAUCAACAUACCGGUAGUGGGUAAGUAAUUUGCAUGAUAAUUA